Messenger RNA from Pocillopora verrucosa, 3690 nucleotides. NCBI's taxonomy places the organism in Eukaryota, Metazoa, Cnidaria, Anthozoa, Scleractinia, Pocilloporidae. The record is from RefSeq and is a predicted model, not a curated record.
CCGAUGUUGUACUCAGGGGAAUAAAUACAGUGAUAAACUCCUUACAGGUGAAAGAUGACUUCAAGGAUCCUUUUAAAAGAGAAAAGUGACAGGUGCACCAUGACUGACUUGUGGCUUUGGGCGUUUAUGGCCAUGAUUCUUACACCAUUGCACGCUUUUUCGCCUGACCCUUCAGUGGCACUAGACGUGGCUAUCGUCAUUGACCGCACGAGGAGCAUAGGAGGAAACAACUAUAAAAGGAUGCUAACUUCCGUCGAGAAGUUCAUCGGCAAGUUUGAUGUUGGUGAAAAUACAACUCACUUUGCAAUUGUCACAUUUGCCAGUUACGCUGAAAUUCGCGUGAACUUCACUGAUACAAAAUACUACAGCCUGGAGGCUUGGAGGCAGCUCAUUCAGGAAAUGAAGAAAACAGACAAACUUGGCGCGCCCACACGAACUGAUAGAGCCCUGAGGAUGGUUUGUGAGAAUGUUUUCGUCCCGGAAAAUGGAGAUCGUCCAGAAUCUCCAAAUGUCCUUAUCCUUCUUACAGACGGAAAUACACACAAGGCGUCAGAGCCGUUCGAUACCGCGAUACAGGGAUGCAAGGUAACAAAUAUCCAUCGUGUUGCUGUUGGCAUAGGUCCUAAUAUAAACCAAUUGGAACUUGAAGCCAUCACAGGUGACAAGAAUAAAGUGAUAAUGGUGGACAGUUUCAAAAGUCUUCAUAAGCACUUAGAAAACAUCAGCCAAAUCGCUAAUGUUCCACUAAGCUUUGCUUCGAGACCAACAAAUCAAACUGUUAUUGAGGGAACGAAUACAACUUUCCAUUGCACUGCCACUGGGAACCCAACUCCAACUAUAACGUGGAUGAAAGAUGGAAAAUUUGUGGCAGAAGGACACACUCUCAGCUUUGAAACCAGUAGAAAUGAUUCCGGAAAAUAUUGGUGUUUGGCCACGAAUGGACUUGGUGACACUAUCAAUACAACUGUAAAUCUUGAUGUACAAUACUCCCCGAGUAUUAUCCUCAAGCCAGAGGAUAAGAUUGUUACCGAGGGAAAAUUGCUAACCUUCCAGUGUGCUGCCGCUGGUAAUCCAUCUCCAAAGAUAACGUGGACUAAAGAUGGAAUAACUAUGGCUGAAGGAGACACACUGAGUUUUAAAACCAAUAGAACUCAAUCUGGAAAGUACUGGUGUUCUGCAGAGAAUGGGGUGAAAUCUGCUGUCAAUGCUAGCGCCAAUCUUGAUGUCCAAUUUCCACCAAGCUUUGAUUCAACACCAACAAAUCAAACUGUUAUUGAGGGAACGAAUACGACUUUUCAUUGCACUGCCACUGGGAACCCAACACCAACUAUAACGUGGAUGAAAGAUGGAAAAUCUGUGGCUGAAGGACACACUCUCAGCUUUGAAACUAGUUGGAAUGAUUCUGGAGAAUAUUGGUGUUUGGCCACGAAUGGACUUGGUGAAACUAUCAAUACAACUGUCAAUCUAGAUGUACAAUACUCCCCGAGUAUCAUCCUCAAGCCAGAGGAUAAGAUUGUUACCGAGGGAAAAUUGCUAACCUUCCAGUGUGCUGCCGCUGGAAAUCCAUCUCCAAAGAUAACGUGGACUAAAGAUGGAAUAACUAUGGCUGAAGGAGACGCACUGAGUUUUAAAACCAAUAGAACUCAAUCUGGAAAGUACUGGUGUUCUGCAGAGAAUGGGGUGAAAUCUGCUGUCAAUGCUAGCGCCAAUCUUGAUGUCCAAUUUCCACCAAGCUUUGAUUCAAGACCAACAAAUAAAACUGUUAUUGAGGGAACGAAUACGACUUUUCAUUGCACUGCCACUGGGAACCCAACACCAACUAUAACGUGGAUGAAAGAUGGAAAAUCUGUGGCUGAAGGACACACCUUCAGCUUUGAAACUAGUUGGAAUGAUUCUGGAAAAUAUUGGUGUUUGGCCACGAAUGGACUUGGUGAAACUAUCAAUACAACUGUCAAUCUAGAUGUACAAUACCCCCCGAGUAUAAUCCUCAAGCCACCGGACAAGAUUGUUGCUGAAGGAGACAUGCUAACCUUCCAGUGCGCUGCCACUGGGAACCCAACUCCAAAGAUGACGUGGACUAAAGAUGGGAAAACCGUGGCUGAAGGAGACACACUGAGUUUUAGAACAAACAGAACUCAAUCUGGAAAAUACUGGUGUUCGGCAGAGAAUGGAGUGAAGCCUUCUGUAAAUGCUAGCGCUGAUCUUGAUGUCCAGUCUCCUGCAACUUCUCCGCCGAAACCUUGUAAAGAACAUCUCGAUAUCGCCGUCAUAAUUGACUCCUCGGAUAGAAUAAGUCCUGCAGGUUACGAUUUAGUGCGGCAAUAUUUAAUUCGACUGGCUGAUAGACUUCAGAUCUCUGGAGCAGGAACGCAUAUGGCGAUCCUCCUUUACAGCUGGGAGGCACACACUUGGCACAGAUUUAGUGAUAACCAAACAAUUUCUGCGGUGAAGUCUAAAGCUAACAGCCUGCCGCACAGUCGAGGAGGUUCAAGAACAGAUAGAGCCCUGGAACUAGCAGCGCAAGAUCUUUUUGGCUGGGAAGAUAGUGGCGACAGACCAGAUAAACCAAAUGUAUUGAUUGUGCUUACACAUGGAACUACAUACGAAGGAAACAAGCCUCUCGCUCGGGUAGUUCCUCCUUUAGAUGAGGCCAAAGUGAGAAGGAUUGCCGUUGGAGCUGGAUAUGGAUUCCGUGAGCACGAACUUGGAAAAAUCGCCAGCAAUUCUAGCUAUGUUCUAAAAGUUUUUGGAGUCAACGAGAUGUUCUCCAAACUAGAGAAUGUGAUAAAUCUGGCUUGCGACGAGCAAGAUAUUGGUGAUUGCAGUGAAUGGGGAUCCUACGGAGCCUGUAGUAAGACUUGUGGUGGCGGAGUCCAAGUUCGCACAAGGACUUGUCCGGAAAACAGUCUUAAUUUGAGGAAACAAAAGAAACAUUGCAAUGACGAGCUCUGUCCAGGACAAAAACUGUGCGAGGAUAAGGAGGAAAAUUGUCCAAUUAGGGCUGCCUCAGGAGACUGUUGGAAAACAGCUCAACCGUCGGAUACGUUUUACGUGGGUAAGAGGUUUCCUCUGUGGGACAUCUGCCCUAAGAGCUGUCGACGAUGUCAUGUGGAUCCAUGUCAAGAUAGCGAUCCUUAUGUUUGUCCUUGGUGGUCACAAGCGAGAGAAAACAAAAGGAAAUGCAGGUUCAUUUUCCCAUCAGGAGGCCGAAUAGCAACACUAAAAGAGAUGUGCCAGAGGAGCUGUCGUCAGUGUCCAGCUACAGGAGAUUGCAAGGAUGCAUUUCCCAGAUGCUACUCUUUUGUUCGUUUGAGAGGAUGUCGCCAUCGCCGAGUAAAACAGAACUGCCCUAAGAGCUGCGGUUUGUGUGGUGGUGGUAGUCCUGCUGGGGAUUUUGGCAAUGAUAAUGUUUGGCCAAAUAUUCAUGGAAACCGUCAUCCUGGUAACGUUGUACAUGGUAAAGUGUACCCAUGGGGACGUUGAAACAUUGAUUGAAAUUGAACCACAAGAAACAGCAAGAAAAUAUCAGUUGAUAUUCCCUGGGAAACGGUUAUCUGCUGUGAUUUUCAAGGUUCUACUGAUAUCCGUUUGAAAGAUUACUAGAAGCACUAAACGAUGAAAUACUCCAUUUCAUAAUGUUUAUUUUAGUUGUUUACUCCUUACCGAUCAACUUGAAAAUAUCUUGCGCGC